AACUUCUGAAAUGAUUCAACACUCAGGUUUGUGGAAUAUGGAGAGAAUAAAGGCCACCUCUAUGGAACCAGCUUUGAUAGUAUUGAUGAAGUCCUCAAACAUGGAAGGAUGUGCAUAGUUGAUGCUGAGUCUCAUAGUAUUCCACUUUUACGAACAAGGAAGCUGAAGCCGUUUGUGAUCUUCAUUAAACCCCCGAGCCCAGAGAGACUGAGACAAACCCGCAGAAACGCCACCAUCAUGGUUAAUGACACGGUCAACAGAGCUUUCACUGAGGAAGACUUUGUGGAGUUGGAGGAAGUUUCUCGGCUGAUUGAGGCUAAAUACAAACAGUUUUUUGACAGUAUUCUGGUGAACGACGGCCUCCAGGACGCCUGCAUGAAGCUCUGCUCCGUCAUCCAUCAGGCUCAAAACUAUGGAGGUGUCAUUUUUGACAAAGAUCUGUUGCUGGAGCAGCACUCCAAACAGCUGAUCAAGAACUGA
This is a messenger RNA of Oryzias latipes (Japanese medaka), 480 nucleotides long. RefSeq names its product MAGUK p55 subfamily member 4-like. NCBI's taxonomy places the organism in Eukaryota, Metazoa, Chordata, Actinopteri, Beloniformes, Adrianichthyidae. The record is from RefSeq and is a predicted model, not a curated record.